AUGGACAAACUCAGUGUUAAUACAUUGUUUCUAUCAGCUGCCUCACCAAUACAAACUCGACGUUUUUCCCUUGUACCACCAUUUACUAAGUCUACACCUGCGUCACCAAUCACUACACCAACAAAUUCUCGUCGUAAGAGUAUGAUUGAAUCACCAACGGUUGCUGAAGCUCGACGUGAAGCAGACGAAAAACGUAACGCUAAAUAUGCAAAAAUGGAACGACAACGAGAAGAAGUUCGACAAAAUAUUAGAGAAAAAUAUAAUAUUAAGAAAAAGGAAGAAUCAGCUCCACUACCAUGUGAAGGACGUUUAACAGCCGAUAAAAAAGGUCCAAUUCCUUUACCAGAUGAUGAUGAUAGUUUUGAUCCAAUUAAAAUGGCAACAGAGGCAUUAAAUACUAUCACUGAAAAAUUACCGUUUAAAUUGCCUUGGAAAUGA
Messenger RNA from Rotaria sp. Silwood1, 438 nucleotides. NCBI's taxonomy places the organism in Eukaryota, Metazoa, Rotifera, Eurotatoria, Philodinida, Philodinidae. The record is from the annotation of a GenBank genome assembly.